CCUAGAGAGAGAGAUAGAUAGAGAAAACGGUGUUACCGCUUUUAGGAGAGAGAAAGAUAGAGAGAGAGAAGAAGUUUGUUUCUUCAUUUAGAAAAUUUAGAUACAGAGAAGAGAAGAGAGAGUUUGUGAUGAUGAGUCUGAGAAGAGGAGGAGAAAGACAAGACUUUCCGGCAGCGUACAACGUUGUCCAUAAGCUGCCUCACGGUGACAGUCCUUAUGUCCGAGCAAAACAUGUUCAGCUAGUGGAGAAGGAUGCAGAAGCAGCGAUAGAGCUGUUCUGGAAAGCGAUCAGAGCGAGGGACAGAGUGGACAGCGCUCUUAAAGACAUGGCUUUGCUUAUGAAACAACAGAACAGAGCAGAAGAAGCCAUUGAUGCGAUUCAUUCCUUUAGGUAUCUUUGUUCGAGACAAGCUCAAGAAUCACUCGACAAUGUCCUCAUCGAUCUCUACAAGAAGUGUGGGAGGAUAGAAGAGCAAGUCGAGCUAUUGAAGCAGAAGCUUUGGAUGAUAUACCAAGGAGAAGCGUUCAACGGGAAGCCGACGAAGACGGCGAGAUCUCACGGGAAGAAGUUUCAGGUCACGGUCGAGAAGGAGACGUCUAGGAUCUUGGGGAACUUGGGAUGGGCUUAUAUGCAGCUAAAAGACUACACAGCGGCUGAAACCGUGUACCGUAAAGCUCAAGUUGUAGAGCCUGAUGCAAACAAGGCUUGUAAUCUGUGCACUUGUCUCAUCAAGCAAGGGAAAGUCGACGAGGCGAGGACGAUUCUGUAUCGCGAUGUGUUGCAAGAGAAGAGAGAAGGGUUUGAUGAUGAUUCGAGGUUGAAGGUUCGAGUUCAAGAGCUGCUGAGCGAGCUAGAGCCUGUUGUCGCUUCUUCUGUGUCUGUGGAAUGUGAAGUCGGUAUGGAUGAGAUCGCGGUCGUUGAAGGGAUUGACGAGUUUAUGAAAGAAUGGAGGAGGCCUUUGAGGACGAGAAGGCUUCCGAUUUUCGAAGAGAUCUUACCACUGAGAGAUCAACUGGCUUGUUGAUGAUACUCUGUUUGCUUUGGUCUUUGGAUACUGAAUAGGGAACUUUCUUGUGUUAGAAAAAAUGUUAGUGAAUGUAAGUUUACUUCUUGUAAGCUGUUUUGGUAUCAUGGUUAGCUUGUUACUACUGUUAUGUCCAAUGAGUGACUCUCGUUACAAAUACUCUGUACUACUUUCAUCAAAUAGAAAAAAUGGUAUGUAGAGGUCAA
Molecule: messenger RNA, 1231 nt
Organism: Raphanus sativus (radish)
Lineage: Eukaryota; Viridiplantae; Streptophyta; Magnoliopsida; Brassicales; Brassicaceae
Product: protein SULFUR DEFICIENCY-INDUCED 2
Exons: 4
Coding region: 129-1025 (298 amino acids)
Molecular function (GO): protein binding
Source: RefSeq, a predicted model, not a curated record